GGAUGCGUCACGUGACCCCUUAAUCGCCCACCGUAUUUCCGCGUUCACGCCGUUAUCAAUGACUUUUUAUGGAGGUGUACCAGCAGCAGCGUCGCUGUUAUUGUUGUUGUUAUUAUCAUCGCCCUGCCCGGUCGCGGCUGAUUGUUGUCUGCUCUGAAUCCAUGAGACCUUAACUACCACAGGAGCUUCCUCCAUCUCCUCCUCAUCCUCAUCCCCCCAGCAGCCACAGCUUCCUUUCGAGCCCUGUUGUCGAGCAGCAGCGCGGACGAGCUGGGGGGGAAUCCGGGGAAAGGGAGCCGCGGCGCCGCGCACCGGCCAACGGACACAGCGGCGCGGCGCGGCGGCGGUGGUGGCGGCAGCGGCGGCGGCGGCAACAACAGCAGCAUGCUCACCCGGGUCAAGACGGCCGUGGCCGGGUUCAUGGGUGGGAUUAUGACCGGGGGAAGCUCCGGUGGGGGCGGGAAUUCGUCUUCGGAUUUGCCGCUGAAAUUCCCCUAUAUGAGACCUGAUUUCCUGGGACUGUCCGCGGAUGAAAUCGAGUGCUCCGCGGACCACAUAGCCCGGCCCAUCCUCAUCCUGAAGGAAACCAGGAGAUUACCGUGGGCCACCGGAUACGCUGAGGUGAUCAAUGCUGGUAAGAGUGCGCUGAACGAGGACCAGGCCUGCUGCGAGGUGGUGGUGGCCAGAAGGAGGCCGAUGAGCUACUGUCCCCCGUCCACACCCAGCAAGACCCCGACGGCCAAGAGACGCAACUCGCUCCCCAACGGCGAGGCCCUGGGCCUCCGCGUGGAACACAUGAUGGGCGAGGAGAGCGAAGGGCUGGUUUUCCACUACUGGGCUUUGUUCGACGGUCACGCCGGCUCAGGCGCGGCGGUCGUCGCCUCUCGCCUGCUGCAGCACCACAUCGCCUGCCAGCUUCAAGCCGUCAUCGAGAUCCUGCGCAACCUCCACACGCCGCCCCCCACCGUGCUGGGCGAGGAGCCCGACAGCAGCCCCUACCUGCAGGGAAACGCCCCGGGGCCGCACCGCUCCCUGACGCGGGCUGCCUCGCUGCGGGGGGCCGCCGGCGCCCCGAGCUCGCCGAGCAGCACCCCGCCUCCGCCGCGCUUCUACAUGGAGAAGAGGGUCCAACACGAGAGCCUGGUGAUCGGAGCGAUGGAGAACGCCUUCAAGGAGAUGGACGCCCAGAUCGAGAGGGAGAAACAAGUGUACAGCAUCAGCGGCGGAUGCACGGCACUCACCGUGGUUUACCUGCUGGGGAAGCUGUACGUCGGGAACGCAGGCGACAGCAGGGCCAUCAUCAUUAGAGACAACGAGAUCGUUUCCAUGUCGACGGAGUUCACCCCAGAGUCAGAACGGCAGCGACUCCAGUUCCUGGGCUACAUGCAGCCGCAGCUGUUGGGGAACGAGUUCACGCACCUGGAGUUCCCCCGUAGAGUUCAGAGGAAGGAGGUGGGCAAGAGGAUGCUCUACAGGGACUUCACCAUGAACGGAUGGGCAUACAAGACUGUUGAGGAUGAAGAUCUCAAGUUUCCUCUUAUUUACGGCGAAGGCAAAAAGGCGCGGGUCCUGGCGACCAUCGGUGUGACCCGGGGGCUCGGUGACCACGACCUCAAAGUUCACGACUCCAACAUUUACAUCAAGCCGUUCCUGUCCUGCAUUCCUGAGGUGAAGGUAUAUAACCUGACGCAGCACGAACACGGGACCGACGACGUCCUGGUGAUGGGAACCGACGGCCUCUGGGACGUCCUGACCAACGAGGAGGUAGCCGAAGCCGUCAGCACCUUCCUGUCCAACUGCGACCCCGACGACCUGCACAGGUACACGAUGGCGGCGCAGGACCUGGUGAUGCGAGCGCGGGGCGUGCUGAGGGACAGAGGCUGGAGGAUCACCAACGAGCGGCUGGGCUCCGGAGACGACAUCUCCGUCUUCAUCAUCCCCUUGAUGUACGGCAACCGGCAGCCCUGACCCGGUCUCCGUAAACAUGAACCGGAUCGAUAACCGGAUCCCGAACACUGAAAACUCCUUCUGAUUCCUUAUUUUAUUUAUUUCUCUUUUUUUUUUUUUUUUUAAAAAAAAAAAAAAA
This is a messenger RNA of Poecilia reticulata (guppy), 2086 nucleotides long. RefSeq names its product protein phosphatase 1H-like. Gene Ontology annotation, cellular component: mitochondrion. The record is from RefSeq and is a predicted model, not a curated record. Gene Ontology annotation, molecular function: [pyruvate dehydrogenase (acetyl-transferring)]-phosphatase activity. Lineage: Eukaryota; Metazoa; Chordata; Actinopteri; Cyprinodontiformes; Poeciliidae. Gene Ontology annotation, biological process: protein dephosphorylation.